This is a messenger RNA of Photinus pyralis (common eastern firefly), 2100 nucleotides long. Its product is annotated as kelch-like protein 18. NCBI's taxonomy places the organism in Eukaryota, Metazoa, Arthropoda, Insecta, Coleoptera, Lampyridae. The record is from RefSeq and is a predicted model, not a curated record. Gene Ontology annotation, molecular function: protein binding. The transcript is spliced from 11 exons. Bases 115 to 1875 code for a protein of 586 amino acids.
AACACUUCGGCGAAGAAAAACGAUCAGGCCCGAUUGUAUUAAAAAUCAAUCUAGCCUACAGAAAUAAAUAAAUAAUAAAAUUUUUAUGUUACCGUAAAUUCGAAAACGAAAAUAAUGGAAUGCAAAUUGAUAAGGACCUUGGAGGCCCCGCCGGAGGUGAAGUGCUCUCGAAAUAUCUACGAAAUGAAUAACGACUCCAUGGUUUUUCAACAAAACGACCUUUUCUCUGAUGCCUUUCCUUGCAUGGAAGAUAUUCGAAGGCUGGGAAAAUUGUGCGACGUCGUCUUGAAGGUUGACGACCAAGCAUUUAGCGCACAUAAAAUCGUUUUGGCGUCCACAAUUCCAUACUUCCACGCGAUGUUCACAAAUGAUAUGAUCGAAAGUCGACAGAACGAGAUCAUAAUGCAAGGAAUUGAGGCGAAUUCUUUAGAGGCCCUAAUCAAUUUUGCGUAUUCGGGACGUGUCCAUUUGGACAAGAAUAAUGUUCAAAGUAUUAUGAUAGGCGCUUCUUUUUUACAACUUAACAAAGUCAGGGAUGCGUGUGCCACUUUCCUUUUGAAGAGGUUGCAUCCUCAAAAUGCUUUAGGCAUUCGACAGUUUGCGGACACCUUAGCUUGUACGUCGCUUGUGGAAUCGGCAACAAAGUACAUAGAGCAUUGUUUUCCAGAAGUGUCUCUUUCGGAGGAGUACUUACACUUACCGUUAAACGAAGUUCAAAGUUUGUUGACAAGAAACGAGCUCUGCGUUGAAAGUGAGGAACAAGUUUUUGAAGCUUGUAUGAGGUGGGUAAAGCACGCCGAAGGUAGAGCUGCAGAUCUUCCAGUAUUAUUAGCGCAGAUACGAUUACCUUUACUUUCUCCUUUAUAUUUGACGGACCGUGUUGCGACCGAAGAACUAAUCCGUACUUCACAUCAGUGUAGGGAUCUUCUAGAUGAGGCCCGCGUUUUCCAUUUAAUACCGGAACGGCGUCAUCUGCUGCAGAGCUUUCGCACGAAACCGCGCACCUGCGAGGCUCAAGGUUACAUUUACGUAGUAGGCGGACUAAAUCGACACGGCGAUUCGCUGAGCACGGUCGAGUUUUACGAUCCGCACGCCGGCGAAUGGCAGCUGGCGCCGCCUAUGUCGAUGCUGAGAUCUCGACUUGGCGUCGCCGUGCUACGCGGCAAACUGUACGCGUUCGGCGGGUACAAUGGAAAGGAUCGACUGGCUAGUGUUGAGGUGUACGAUGCCGUUCGAGAGGAAUGGUCUACGGUGUCGCCUAUGCAGUGUAAAAGGAGUGCAUUGGGGGCAACUUCGUUGGGAGAUUUAAUUUACGUGUGUGGUGGGUACGAUGGUGUGACAUCUCUAAAUUCGGUCGAAAGGUAUAAUCCACAAACGAAUUUGUGGAAUUCCCUAGCGCCCAUGAAUAAAUCGCGUAGCGCCGGCGCGGUUAUUGCAUGCCAAGGUUAUGUGUAUGCACUGGGUGGUCACGAUGGCUUGUCUAUUUUUGAUUCGGUGGAACGGUAUGAUGUUGCUGCUGACGUAUGGGUUGAAGCUGUGCCCAUGCAGACGAAAAGGUGUCGACUGGGCGUGGCUAUUUUAGGAGGGAAGUUGUAUGCCUGUGGUGGUUAUGAUGGCAGUUGCUUCUUACAUACGGUUGAGAUGUUUGAUCCCAACACGAAUAAAUGGACAUAUGUAGCAUCUAUGAAUGCCCAGAGAAGCCGUGUGGCUCUUACUGCAAAUAUGGGAAAAUUGUGGGCAGUAGGUGGUUACGAUGGGAUCUCGAACUUAGUAUCGGUCGAAGUGUACGAUCCAUGUUUGGAUAAGUGGACCUACGCAGCACCAAUGAUGGCACACGAAGGUGGUGUCGGAGUCGGUGUGAUUUCAUUGCCAUGAAUACAGCAUUUAUUUCCUCAUUUUUGUGAUAACAUAUUUUCUCAGUAUGCAUAGUGUAUUUUUAGUGCAUUUAAUUAAAUUAUUUUUGGGGGUGUAUAAUAGGGGAAUGAAAGGUGUGUGUGACGCCAAAAUACCUACCUAUACUAUAACAAUAUGGAACUGUGAUAGGUAUCUGUAUUGUUGGUUUGUUCAGAUAAUGGGUUGAAUUAUACAUGCAAUCAUGAA